This is a messenger RNA of Umbelopsis ramanniana AG, 2898 nucleotides long. RefSeq lists its product as uncharacterized. The record is from RefSeq and is a predicted model, not a curated record. Bases 49 to 2823 code for a protein of 924 amino acids. Gene Ontology annotation, cellular component: exocyst. NCBI's taxonomy places the organism in Eukaryota, Fungi, Mucoromycota, Umbelopsidomycetes, Umbelopsidales, Umbelopsidaceae. Gene Ontology annotation, biological process: Golgi to plasma membrane transport; exocytosis. The transcript is spliced from 10 exons.
CUAGUUUUAAAAGUCCGCAUCCCGCACGUCUUCUCUCUUGAACCCAGCAUGGCAGACAAUCUUGCUACACCGGAAUUUUUUGCAGAGGAAGCUGCAAUUCUUCGGUUUUACAACAUUGAUACCCUAGAGCCCGAAGAAUGGAUUGACGAAGUGUAUGGAAGUCGCCCCACUUCCCACCUUGGAUCCGCCAACAAGCAUCUUUCGCGGUCGGUCGAAUCCGGCCCUAAUCCACACCACGAUUAUGUUGACGAGAACGAUUUGCAGGUACAAGAUGAUACUGAUCCUCUUGGUAUCAGGAAGUCAAUCUUCAGUGGAACAAACCGUCAAAGCAUCGCACGGAAUGUGAACUUUAUGGAGAUUAAAGAGCGCUCAUCGUUGAUCACAUCCAACAAAUCUUUCAAUCCCCGAAGUUUCCUGCUGCAGGUGCACAAGGAUACCUCUUAUGAGGAUCUAGUCGUUGGACUCCAGAGACUGAACGUCACUAUCGACCAACGCUCGGACGCACUCAAAUCUCUCGUACACUCUAACUUCGAUCGCUUUGUGAGUGCAAAGAAUACAAUCGAUCAUAUCCACGAUGAGAUGAGGUCGAAGAAUUUAAACGAGCAAGAAGAAUACGGCACCAAGAAAUUGCAUGGCUAUCUAAUAGAUGUGAAUGCCCAGGCGGAGAAAAUCUAUGGACCCAUUGUUGAACGCCGAGGCAAAGCUGAAAAAGUACGCACUACCUUGAAUAUUUUGGAACGUUACAAGUUCUUCUUUAGUCUUCCUAGUGGGCUACUUGAAUCGAUAAAGCAGGGAAAAUACGAAACUGCUAUCAGGGACUAUAAAAAGGGAAAAUACCUGUAUCAAACGCUAAAAGGAGAAAGCGUUUCCCAUAACGAUGCUACCGAUAUUGGUAUCAACAUUACGGAUGUAGAAAAGGACUCUGGUCUGACAGAUCUUCAUCGCAAAGUGUUUGACAAAGUUUGGGUGGAAGUGGAUAAGAUUGUCGUGGAGCUACGUGGUAUUUUGUUCAAAAUGCUGGAAGAUCCUUGGCAACCUAUAGAAGAACAAGAGAAGACCAUCAACUAUAUUUUCGAUUUGGACACCACAGAGGAUCCAGCAUGGUUUUAUCUGAACAGCCAGUAUAAAUGGAUUACAACGCAAUUGACAAACACCUUUAAUGAAUCUGUUCGAAAGGUUGAUGUGUGGAAGGCCAAUAUAUACGGUGAAGAAUCGGAUGUCGCUCGUAGCUUGUCAUUGAAGAAUGCAACAUCUCAUAUUCACUUGAGAGACUCUGAUUUCGGCGCUGAAAGUGACCCAGAGCUGAAAGCAUGGCGAGCUAUACUUGACCUUGUCAAGACGACCUCUAAUCUGUUGCUUCGAUGUCUCCCUGACUUUUGGAAACUAUCAACGUCGUUUAUAGAAGGAAAAUUUGCUGCCAAAGAUACCCAGAAGGCUACGGCAAGCACAAGACGAAAGCGACAAGGUGUCGAUUUAGGCAAAGUCGAUCAGUGCCAGGUCAUGGCUAAGGAAAUUGUCAAUCUUUACGCUAAACUGUUAUCCAACUACUUUGAGUUGGAUGCCGGCCGUCCUGCAAUGUCCAACGCCGCAACUGAUCUUUCUUCCAUCCCAUUACCAAAGUUUUUACCCAAAAAUGCCAAUUCUGUUCACGUAUCUGACUACCUCACGCGCAUCAUUGGAGAAUUGGCAAACUGCGUGAAUGAUAUCAACCUCAUUAAUUUGGCAGGCGAAGCGUUCUCGGGACUGACUGAAUUGAUGGAACAAACCCGCUGGAAGUUUGUCGAAUGCAUCUGCAAAUGCUGGGCUCGAGAUGCCAAAACAUUCUAUCUUUUGGAGGACUGGGCUUUGGAUAACGAGAUUUCCGAGUACACUAAUCUCCUUCGACACUUUUACGAAUACCACAAGUAUUGUUCAAGAUCCGCGUACAAGAUCAGUAGUCUUAGUGCAGUGACGGACAAUCAAAGGCAUGAAAUCACAAAGGAAUUCCUCAAAAUAAUACGCGAUACCUUCCUGGAGUCAAUGUACUCCUUCUUGGAUGGACUGGUCCAUUUGGCAUUCUCUGAUUACACGCCACUUCAGGGUGAAGAAGAAGAACUCAAUUUGACGAGAAAGAGAGGAAAUAUUGAUGUUCAUUCUAUGGACGUACGUAUUCUUCUCACAGUCAGCAAUCUUUCUCGCUUGAAAUCACAUAUUAUUCGAAAACUUUUGGGAUUGUUCGAAGCUGCAUACAACUGCAGUAUGGAAGAUGAGUUAAAGACCCUUAUUGAUGUUGUGGAUCAGCUGGACGGCAUUUUAUUUGAGGAUUACAUCAAGCGCAAGUCUGCUGUCAUCAACGAAAUCAUUACCAACGGUAUUCUCAAAGGUGGCAUUGAUUGGUAUAACAUUUCGAAACCUACCGAAGUUCAUCCGUUCGUGUAUGAAGCGCUCAUGUCUAUGGUCAUGGUACAUUCCCAAGUCACCGGCGUUUCCAAAUCGCUUGUGUACCGAGCGCUAUCAUCUCUGUUGGAGAACAUGGCUGGUGACUGUCUGGAGAGCUUUAGACAAGUAGAACGGUUCGGUAUGGGAGGCAUGCUGCAGGCUACCUUAGAAAUUGAAUUCAUGCACCAAACGCUUUCGCAAUACGUGACGUCGCAAGCAUCUGAAAUACUACAACAAAUAUACCAAACCAUUGAGCAAGCAUAUGACCCACAACAGCAACAUGCUGGAAACCUCCAAAACGAACUGAGUAGCGUGAAGAAGCUACUAGUGGAUAGCCGAAAAAGUACUGUAGUCCAAUACUUGUGUUUCAAACAAGUCAAAGAGCGCAAGAAGGACCCCCAAUAAUUCAAUGUAGCUAGCUAUUACCCUUGUAUUAAUAAAUUGUCGUCGUCUCUAAUAGAAAUGGAUUAGUACAAGUUU